Plasmodium adleri (nom. inval.) is the source of this 4137-nucleotide messenger RNA. RefSeq names its product high molecular weight rhoptry protein 2. The transcript is spliced from 10 exons. The record is from RefSeq and is a predicted model, not a curated record. NCBI's taxonomy places the organism in Eukaryota, Apicomplexa, Aconoidasida, Haemosporida, Plasmodiidae. The coding region runs from base 1 to 4137 and encodes 1378 amino acids.
AUGAUAAAGCUGACAAUAUUUUUAUUACUGUCCAUAUUUAGUUUCAACUUGUAUGGAUUAGAGUUAAGUGAAAAGGUUUCUAUGAAAUAUGGAUCUGAACAAGGUGUUGAAAAUGUAGAUGUGAAUACAAAGUUAUGUAGUGAUAUAUUGAAAUUCAUAUAUAUGGAUGAAUAUUUAUCUGAAGAUGAUAAAAGUUCAUUUGAAAAGAAAUGUCAUAAUGUUAUUGGAAAUAUAAGAAAUACAUUUAGUAAUAGAAAUACAAUAAAAGAAGGAAAUGAAUUUUUGAUGAGUAUAUUACAUAUGAAAUCAUUAUAUGGUAAUAAUAAUAAUAAUAAUACUGAUAGUGAAGGUGAUGUUACAUUAAAGAGUUUAUAUUUAAAUUUGAAAGGAUCUCAAAAUACAGGAAAUGAAUCUGAAGAACCUAGUGAAGAAGAAAUAAAUAAGACUAUUAUGAAUUUUGUAAAAUUUAAUAAAUAUCUUUUAGAUAAUUCUAAUGAUGUUAAAAAAGUUCAUGACUUUUUAGUUUUAACUAGCCAAUCUAAUGAAAGUUUAUUAGAUAAGAAAGAGAAAUUAUUCGAAAAUAUUGUAGAUCAAAUUAAAUAUUUUGAUGAAUAUUUUUUUGCAUCAGGUGGUAAAAUCAAAGUAAAAAAAGGUCAUUUAAAAUAUAAUUUCCUUGAUAUUUAUAAACAACCAAUUUGUUCCUCAUAUCUUCAUCUUUGUGAUAAAUACUAUGAAUCAGUUUCUAUAUAUAUAAGAUUGAAAAAUAUUUUUAAUGGUAUCCCAGCUUUCUUAGAUAAAAAUUGUAGAAAAGUUAAAGGAGAAGAAUUCAAAAAUCUUAUGGAUAUGGAAUUAAAACAUGGUCAUAUUGUAGAAAGAUUUGACAAAUAUAUCAUCUCUGAUGAUUUAUAUAUUGUUGAUAUGAAAGUUUUUGAUUUAAAAAAUGUAGAUAAAAUUUUGGUAUCCAAAAUUGAUGAUAUCAAUAAUCUAAAUAUAUAUGAACAUAGAGAAUCUAUGAAUCUUUCAGCUAAAAAUUUAUCAAGAUAUAUAGAUAUAAAAAGAGAAUUAAAUGAUGAUAGGGCAUAUAAACAAUUAAUGUCAGCUAUCAGAAAAUAUGUAACAACACUUACUAAAGCAGAUUCAGAUAUUACAUACUUUGUUCAACAAUUGGAUGACGAAGAAAUAGAAAGAUUUCUUGUCGACUUAAAUUUCUUCUUAUAUAAUGGUUUCUUGAGAAUUACCGAAGACAAACACCUAAUCAACGCAGACGAUGUAUCACCAAGUUACAUUAAUUUAUAUAGAUCUAAUAAUAUUGUAGCAUUGUAUAUAUUAAAAACACAAUUUGAAGAAAAUAAAUUAUCAGAAUACAGAGCACAUAAAUUUUAUAGAAGAAAAAGAGUUUCUAAUAUGACCAACGAUAUGAUUAAAAAACAUUUUACUCAAACAAAUGCACUUACUAAUUUACCAACCUUAGAUAAUACUAAAUCCGCUGAACAUUUCUUAAAAGUAUAUGAAAAAUUUGUAGAAAAUUUCCAACCAGAUCUUCAUGAUAUCAUGAAAAUACAACUCUUUUUUACUAUGGCCUUUAAAGACUGCAACGUUAACCAGAAUUUCACCGAGAAUUCCAAAAAAUUGUGGUUCGAUCUUUUAUAUGCCUACGACAAUUUUGGAUGGUUUUAUAUCCACCCCAAUGAAGUAAUUAACAGUAUCAACAAAACUGAUUUUGUUAGACACGUUUUAGUGAGCAGAAAUUUCAUUUUAAAACACAAUGAUCAACUUACCUUUUUGGAGACACAAGUUGCCAAGAUAGUUGAAAUAAUAAAUUUAUCAUUAGAAGUUGACAAAUCACCAGAUUCUUUAGAUUUUUCUAUCCCUAUGAAUUUCUUUAAUCAUAAAAAUGGUUAUCACGUGAUGAAUGACGAUAAAUUAAAAUUAUUAACAAGUUAUGAAUAUAUUGAUUCUAUUGCAAAUAAUUACUUUUUCCUCAGUGAAUAUAAAAAUGAUGUUUUCAGAACAGGAAAUAACUUUAAAUUAUAUUUCAACUUACCAAAUAUUUACAGUUUAGCUUAUCAAUUAUUUAAUGAAUUAGCUAUUAACAUUAAUGUUAUUACUAAUGUACCUUUAAAAAAAUAUUUAAAAUAUAAUGCAAGUUAUGCUUAUUUCACUUUAAUGAAUAUGAUUGGAAAAAAUCAUGAUAUCUAUUCAAAGGGUUCUCGUUUUGUUUAUGCCUCAUAUAUUUUAGGAUUAGUUUUCUUCAUUGAAUCCCACAUCGAUAUUGCUCGUCUGAAACCAAAAGAUUUCUUUUUCAUGAAACAAUCCUUACCAAUUAUUGAUCACGUUUAUCACAAGGAUCUUAAAACAUUGAAAAAGAAUUGUGCUUUAUUAACUGACUUUAUGAAAAUUAACAAGAACUCACAAAAUUAUGAAUUAACACACACUGAAGAAAUGAUUAAAAUAUUAGGUUUAUUGACUGUUGUGUUAUGGGCAAAAGAAGGAAAGAAAUCAGUAUAUUAUGAUGAUGAUGUUAGUUUAUAUAGAAAAUUAAUGGUCAGCUGUGUUUUCAACGGAGGAGAAACCCUUCAAGAAAAAUUGGCUAACAACAUUGAGAAGUCAUGUGAUAUUUCUCAAUAUGGCUUAAAAUCUAAACAUUUAAAAGACAUUAUUGAUAUAAACUUAAGUAUACAUAAAUGGAAUCCAGCUGAAAUUGAGAAAUUAGCCUAUUCCUUUGUCUUAUCUUGCAAGAUGCAAAAAUUAAUGUAUAAACCAAUGAACGUUGAGAAAUUACCUUUAGAAGAUUAUUACAAAUUACCCUUAGCCCCAGAUAUGGUAAAGACAUAUCACUGUUAUAAAUUAGGAAAACAAGCAGCUAAAUUAUUAGAAUCUAUCAUUUUAAAGAAAAAAUUCGUCAGAUUUAGAGUUACUGAUGCUAUUGAUGUAUAUGAUUUCUUUUAUAUAAAGAAAGUUGUAUCUAGUCGUAUUAAGAAAGAAUAUAACGAAUUUUUACAAGAUAAAAGAGCAUUUGAAAAGAAAGAAAUUCAAACAAUUCUAAACAACAGUCCAUUCUCAGAAGAACAAACAAUGAAAUUAAUAAAUAGUUAUGAAUGUCACUGGUUUACUAGUUAUGAAAACUUCAGAAUCUUAUGGAUGCACGCAUCAAGUAAUUUGGGUACUGGUACUUACUUAAAGAAUUUCUUCUCCGAAUUGUGGCAAAAUAUUCGUUUCUUAUUUAAGAGCAAACUUAAGAUCCGUGAUAUGGAAUAUUUUUCAGGUGAUAUAUCACAAAUGAACUUGUUAGAUUAUUACUCUCCUAUGGUCCAUUCCGAAUCUCACUGUCAAGAAAAGAUGCAAGUUUUAUUUAUAUCCUUAAGAGAUAGUAAAGAAGAAAAUCGUAGUGAAAUAGCUCAAAAAGUUAAGAGUGCCUAUUACCAAUGUAAAUUAGAUUACUAUAAGAAUCAUCAUAGUGACUUUAUCCACAGAAUACAUCCAAAUGAUUUCUUAAAUAGAAAAGUAUAUGUCUUAAAACAACCCUAUUAUCUCAUGAGUAAUAUUCCUUUAAAUAACCCAAAGAAAAUGUCACGUUUAUUUGUAACUGAAGGUACCUUAGAAUAUUUAUUAUUAGAUAAGAUUCAUAUUCCAGAAUGUUUCGGACCAUGUACUAAAUUACACUUUAACAGAGUAGUUAUUAAAGAAUCAAAACCAAGAAUAUAUGAUAUGACCAUAAACAAUUCUUUAGUACCAGAAAUACAACCAUAUAACAGAAGAAAAUAUAUGACUGUCUAUAUACAUGAAGCAUAUGUUAAGAAUAUUGUUUCAGAUGCAUUAAGUGGUGAACAAAUAAAAAGACAUGAUAUCCAAAAAGGUAAUGUCAAAAUAUGUAUGGGAAAAAGUACAUACCUUACAGACCCUAUCUUAACUGAAGAACAUUUCAAUUUAACUCAUAAACCAGUAUAUGAUUUCUCUAGUGUUAAACACAACUUGAAAGUUUUCCAUAUGAAAAAUGAACAUUUAGUAUCUGAGGAUCCAAGUGAUGACUGUUUCAUCAACUAUCCAUUGGCAACUACCAAUAUAGAUAUAUCUGAUCCAUACAAAGAAAUCAGUGAAGACUUAAUCAAAAACUUGUAUAUCUUAAAAAGUAGUUAA